Molecule: messenger RNA, 2036 nt
Organism: Gymnogyps californianus (California condor)
Lineage: Eukaryota; Metazoa; Chordata; Aves; Accipitriformes; Cathartidae
Gene: C1H3orf52
Product: chromosome 1 C3orf52 homolog
Exons: 6
Coding region: 30-728 (232 amino acids)
Source: RefSeq, a predicted model, not a curated record
ACCAUAACUGCAGCUGAAACCAGAAGGAAAUGAGUUGCCUCCGUGGUUGCUUCAGAGACAGAGGUCCUCGCGCAGAGACAGAAGCUAUGAAAAGGCAAAGCUCUGGUCAGGAGCAUGAGAUUAUUGAAUUACAAGAAGGUAAUGUGGAGGAAAGUGAGGCUGAUCAUGACAAGCCUCUAAAUGCUCGAACAAGAAAGGAGAGAAAUCACUGGAAGUCAUGCAGGAAUGUAGUUUUCUGGAAGUGUAAACUAUGGAUGGUUAUAGCUACAAUUUUUCUAGUAUUCUUCCUGGUCAUUCUCAUCAGCCUAAUUCUUUAUUCUAAUGUUUACACAGAUGAGGAUGACUAUUGGGAUCCUGAUGCAUUACUGAAUAGCGGAAAUUGUUGCAAUUUUUCGGGAACAUUGGAGUUAAUGUGUGGUCUCCCACACCUUUUCUCUGAAGACAUUACUAAGAGGUUAACAGAUGUCUACAGUUCAUCUCCAUCUCUAGGACGCUACUUUAGGUCAGCUGAGGUGGUUUAUUUCAGUAAUGAAAGCUCCACUGUAUUUUAUCAGCUAGAGUUUUCUGUACCACCAGCAGCAGAGGGGUUUAUGGAAAACACAAUGAACCCAGAUUUUAUAAGGAAUGUUUUACGUCAAAAUAUUUAUGAUGAAGAUGAUACUUUUAAUCCUGGGACAUCUGAAUGUAACAGAUUAAAGCUUGACCCGACUUCUCUCACAUUAACGUAGAAAUGAUGGAAAGACUCCUCAUCUUCCUUACCACCUAGAAGAGAUGGGCUUCUCCUAUCUAUUAGUAAUCCCCGGGUAGGGAGCUAUUCAUUAGGUAGAAACACUUCUGAAGUUGUUGUCCUGUAAAUACUGUCUGUGUUGCAAUAUUGUAAAUGGAAUAUGUGGUAUAUUUAUAACAGUGUUGUACUCCUAUAACACCACUACCUCCUUCUUUAUUGUUGUCCUGAUAUCUCAAUAACCCAUUUCACUCUUGUGAAAAUCAUGUAUCUUGUCUGACGCAUGCUCUGUUGACUUUCAAACCUCUGCUUUGUCUUGUCUUACGACUAAAUCUGGAUUCCCUGCACAAGCUUUAAAAGCAGUCUUGCACAUGGCUCCUUUCUUCUUUUCUUGGCUUAUCCAAAAUUAUCUGCACAGCUUCAUCCUUAAUGGUUACUUCCACCCAUGCUCAUGUCUGUUACUUUUUUCCCUGCUAACUUCAUAUGCCAUGUUUCCCCGUUUUUCUUUUGUCAUAAAACAGCCUGAAAACUUAAAUAUCCUCUCUAUUUUCUUUAAUUACAUGCAAGACCUUUGCACUAACUUCUUAAGUGAGCUUCAACUCUCAUCAUUCCCUUGUUCAUCCUACAGUCUUCCUGGAUAAGGUGGCAUCUGCUCUAUUUUUUUCUUCUGUAAUGUGAAAUAGAAAUGAAGGAAGAAACAUCAGGAAGAAACAUGUCUUGUUUGCUAAUGCAUCUGAAUGCCACAGGAAUCUUUCAAGGGUCAAAUCAGCUGUGUGCUUUAAAAAUUAGCUACUGGUACUAGUGAAUAGACAGCUAUUUGACCUGCAUUUGUAAAUUCAGGGAGAAACUAGUCUAUACCCUUAAUUACAGUCCCUGUCCCAGCAGUGGGGAUAAAAAUGAACAGAUGCAAGAUAUUUGCCUUAAUAAGGCAGCAAAUAGUUGUUCUUGUUGACAAGAGAUCAGAUGAGAUGGACCAAAGCCCAGAGGAAGGUGCUGAAGCAGACCAUGUAGGCUAGCGUGGCAUGAGAGUUAUAGCCAGUAACUGGCUAUAACAUGAAAAUUAAAAAUUAAGCAUUAACUUUAUGCAGAAUGGAAUGGGUUCACUACCGUGUUAGUGAAGUAUAGCUUCUUGUCAUUUGUUUAUAGCCACUAUAAAUGUUAGUACUGUUGGAUAGACAAAUUUGUUUUAAGAAACCUUUUGUAUUGUGAGAAAUAUCUUGUGGGAAAUUGUGUUUCUCUUUUUCUACUAUUACUAGUUUAUUUAAGGAGUAAUCUGACAAUUUUACUGUGCAUUAAAUUAUUUAUUUUUACU